Molecule: messenger RNA, 693 nt
Organism: Acanthosepion pharaonis
Lineage: Eukaryota; Metazoa; Mollusca; Cephalopoda; Sepiida; Sepiidae
Source: the annotation of a GenBank genome assembly
AUGGCACCAAUCAGUGGCCCGGAUCCAUUGCCAAUCUGUACUUGUCCCGUUGGCCUGACAGCAACGCCUCCCAAUGCUGUUAUGGCAUCAAUCCCCAAUAGCAGGUCAAAUCCCAGUUGUUUACCACGCACCACCAACACGUUAAUCUUGGCAGAACCGUGUUCCUCCGUGGAUACGGUUACCGUUCCUACACCGCAACAUGGACGGGACAUGCCUCCAAUAGUCAUAAAGUCCACCGUCACUCACUUCCAAGACCGGCACCGAUCUGCGUCCACAAUCGUCCGUGAACAGCCAGUAUCAAUCAGCGCUGAACACCAAGUUCCGUCGACAAGGAUGUUUGCCACCGGGCGCCGUAUUUACAUCUUGGUUGGGGAAAAGGCUGGUGCUGAUAGCGUUUUUCCUGCCUGUCUAACCUCCCACAUCGAUCAGCGUGUUCUGCGUAGCUAUGGGGCCUUGCUGCCGCACCCGAAACAAGUCACACGAUUCGCGCGUCCACUACAGGGUGGGCGCAACCAUGGUCCACUUUCAUCUCCGGUUGUUGUCAGCACACUCGCUCUUGCUAAAAAACUCCCCAGAGUCAGAGCUUCAAGAUUCGGUGCCUGUCGUUCAAUGGAGAUUGUAUCAGAGAAUCCCCAAACGCCUUUUCAGCGCCCUCGGGCCAAUCCAAUAAGCUACCUGAUUUUGUUCACGUAG